AGCUCUCACACCAUUUCAGCGCCGCAUGGAAAAUGUAUGCCCGUUUCGGUGCUCGAAACGUUUCUGGCGUUUCUUUGUACUCUACAGCCGCACCACGACCUCAAGGGAAGUUUCGGGACGCCAGUAUAAGGAGACUCUUCCGAAGGAUUUCGCCGGAGCUUCCUUCGAUCUCGAUCGUUCCGAUUCUCGACCAGUGGAUCGGAGAAGGUGAAACGGUUAACAAAUCUGACCUAGUUACCAUCAUCAACGAGCUCCGGCAUUACAAGCGCUACAAGCAAGCUCUCGAGAUAUCAAUGUGGAUGACUGACAAGAGAUUCUAUCCACUUACACGCCUUGACUUUGCCAAUCGGCUUGACCUGAUCGCAAAAGUUCUCGGUACGGAACAAGCCGAGAAUUAUUUCAACAACAUUCCUAGUGGCUUCAGAGUUGCUGAGGUUUAUAUCGCUCUCCUCAACUGCUAUGGGUAUAAUAAACAGGUGGAGAAAGCGGAGGCCGUCAUGCAGCAGAUGAAGGAUAUGGGGUUGUCUAGGACCCCGUCGGCUUAUAAUGCAUUGCUUAAUUUGUAUUAUCAGAGUUGGAAUCAUGAAAAGAUGGAUUUCCUUAUGCGAGAAAUGGAUGAGAAGGGCAUUCGUUUGAACAAAUUUACAUAUGGCAUCCGGCUCAGUGCAUAUGCAGCAGAGUCUGAUGUGGAGGGAAUCAACAAGGUUCUAGCAAGGAUGGAAUCUGAUCCGGAAAUUGUUUUGGAUUGGCUUGUGUAUUCUGUUGCUGCGAAUGGCUUUACAAAAGCUGGCCUUGCAGAUGAAGCUUUGGCAGCGUUGAAAAAAUCGGAGGCACUAUUAUCAAGUGCAAAGAAAUGGAGUACAGCAUUUGAGUGCCUUCUCACGCAAUAUGCAGCUAUAGGAAAGAAACAAGAAGUAUUAAGACUAUGGGAACUUUACAAGAUGAAACAACAAGUUUAUAACGGAGGAUAUAUAAGCAUCAUAACCUCACUGUUGAAGUUGGGUGACAUUGAAAGUGCUGAGAAGAUCUUUGAGGAGUGGGGAUCAAGGCAAAGCAAGUCAAAGUAUGACAUUCGUAUACCGAACUUCUUAAUUGGUGCUUGUUGCAGAAAGGGUCUUCUUGAGAAGGCAGAAGCCUUGGUCGCUCAGGUCAAGGUGGAGGGCGGGAAACCUAAUGUGAAAACAUGGAGUCAUUUAACAACCGGUUAUUGUGUGCGUAAGCAAACUCACAAGGCGGUUGAGUCAAUCAAAGAAGAAAUUUCGGUUGCCGAACCUUGGUGGAAGCUGAGCAAAGACAAUGUAGCUGUUUGUUUGGACUACUUGAUAGGGAAAGGGGACGUUGAGCAAGCAGAGGAAAUUAUAAGACUACUUAAAGAUAAGGAUUUUGUGUCCAUGGAUGGCCAUGAAAGACUGUUGAAUAAGAUUAAAGAAAAGGAAUCAAUUUCUCAAGAAAUGCUUUAUAUGAAUGGUUAUGACCAUCGUUGGAAAGAGAGGAAGUCUCGAAGUUUGGAAGCAAAUGAGGAUAGCAGCAGCGAAGCUGGAUUCAGCGAGUGAAAAGCUAUUAGGUAAAGCCCUAGAAUGAUCUUAAAAUUACGGUUUUUGAGCUAUAAAUUCAUGACCGCAUUCUCAUGGUCAAGGAAUAGAAAAGCUCUAGACAUGUUCCGAAAAGACCUUUUCUUGUGAGAAGGAACAAUGAUGCAUAAGAUUAAAAGACAAUGCAAGAAUCUUGGAUGGAAAAUGACUGUUGAACUCUUUUAUUAUGGCAAUGGUUGUGGUUCUCUCCAACUCUAACCUCUACAUUAUAUGCAU
This is a messenger RNA of Morus notabilis, 1808 nucleotides long. RefSeq names its product pentatricopeptide repeat-containing protein At2g20710, mitochondrial. The coding region runs from base 33 to 1553 and encodes 506 amino acids. The transcript has 2 exons. Lineage: Eukaryota; Viridiplantae; Streptophyta; Magnoliopsida; Rosales; Moraceae. The record is from RefSeq and is a predicted model, not a curated record. Gene Ontology annotation, cellular component: mitochondrion. Gene Ontology annotation, molecular function: protein binding.